This is a messenger RNA of Durotheca rogersii, 2572 nucleotides long. RefSeq names its product N-terminal nucleophile aminohydrolase. Lineage: Eukaryota; Fungi; Ascomycota; Sordariomycetes; Xylariales; Xylariaceae. The coding region runs from base 722 to 2158 and encodes 478 amino acids. The record is from RefSeq and is a predicted model, not a curated record. The transcript is spliced from 4 exons.
GAAGGUAAAAGCGACAACCAGGCAGUCACAAUGAGGCAGGAACUAAGAGGAGACGAGGAACAACAACCUGGCCAAGCCGCAACCUCUGAUCGCCAUCGCCAUCGUCCGUCUUCAUCUCUUGACAAGGCAGCUCUCUGUUAUUCCCGCCCUUCCCUCCUCUCUCUCUCUCUCUCUCUCUCUCUACCUGUCUGCCUAUCUCUCUCUCCUUUUCCCUAUUCUAUUUCGGUACCACCAAGCCGGGCUUUCUUCUCUCUCGCUUCCCUUCCCAGAAUCUCCUCAGCAACCAACCAGGGAACAACGCUGCGCCGUCACUCUCCUGAUAUAUACAAUCUCGCCAUUCAGUAAUUUAUGCACGCCACCCAACGAAACAAACAGGACCGACAGAAAGGAGGACGAGGGAAAAACGAAGGAGCCAAUCAACCGGAAUGAUCAUUUAACAAAGGCCGCCCCCUAUUGCUGUUGUCGCUAUUAUUUCCUUUUUUUCUCCUCUACAUCCUCCCCACCCUACCUGUCCGGACUCCCACCCUAGAAUCCGCUCGACCUGUCAACGAUCACGAAAUUGUUUCAACCCUACCCAGCUGGACCGGGCACCGCUACCAUCACCCGCAACCCGAUUUCGCCGGUUCUUAUAUACCAAUUACAUUACCCUUCACACCACACCCGGACCAACCUACCGCCAAACCGCAUUCUCAUCGCGAGCCCGCCAGCCAGCGCAAGGAGGAUGUGUCGCUUUCUGGUCUACCGAGGCAGUGACGAGAUCCUGCUCUCGAAGCUGAUCCUCGACCCGACGCACUCCAUCCUCAAACAGUCAUUCGAUUCGCGAUUGCGAUUGGAUACUCGUCGUGGCCAGAACAAUGCCGACGGCUUUGGCAUCGGCUUCUACACGGACCCGAAACUGGGUGCGGCCCCUUGCCUGUUCACCUCGACCAUCCCCGCCUGGAACUGCACCAACCUCCACCGCAUCGCCUCCAAGACCGCCUCGCGACUGGUCUUCGCCCAUGUUCGAGCCACCACCGAGGGAUCCCUCAGCGAGGACAACUGCCACCCCUUCUACCACGGAAGCUUGAUGUUCAUGCACAACGGCGGCCUCGGAGGCUGGAAGCAUAUCAAGCGGAAGCUCGGAGAGCGAUUGCACGACAAGUGGUACCUCGUAGUGCAGGGCGGCACCGAUAGCGAAUGGGCGUUUGCCCUGUUUCUUGAUCGCCUGCAGCGGUUGGGCGUCGACCCCAGCUCCCAGCCCAAGAACGGCUUCGGUCCGGCCAUCAUCCGCAGGGCUCUCCUGCAGACCAUCGAAGUCAUCAACGAGCUCACCAUGGCCAUACCCGAGAGCGUUAUCCAGAGCGAGAACGUAGACACGCGAAGCUUGCUGAACUUCGCCGUCACCGACGGGCACAGCAUCAUCUGCACACGAUAUGUGAGCAGCAAGACCGACGAGGCGGCCAGCCUCUACUUCUCGUCGGGUACUCAAUGGGAGAGCAGGCCGUGCGCCGGCGGCGAUCGAGAUUACCAGAUGGAGCGGCGCGACAAGGGGGCUGACAUCGUCCUUAUCGCCAGCGAACCCCUGACAUUUGAACGAGAAAACUGGGUCAAUGUGCCUACCAACUCGAUCCUCACGAUCCAUGGCCAGACUGUCAUGGUGAACCCCAUUAUCGACGGGUACUCGGAUCGCGACCCGUACCAUAAGCGAUCCUCGGCGUUUGCCCAAACUAAAGGCCUUACCACGAACGAGAAGUCGAUCCCGCGCGUAGCCGGCCCUUUGACUGCCCCGAACAUCGAUCUAGACAAUCACAGACGCAUCUUCGGCCCGCUGCUUCCCGCCGGCGUUGGUCGAAGUCGGACGCCAGAAGCUCCGUCGGCGCCGAUACGAGCUAAGACGCCGCUCGAGUCCUCUGAGACCGCCUCCGAUAUACGUGCCCCUCCGAGCGACCUUCCCACGACGCCCCCGGAGGCCCGUUCCGUAAGGGCGGCCAGGGCACCCUCUCAGGGAAACAUUAAGAGAAAACGGCGCUCGCUCAACUUCGGCGAGCACCCUCACCCUGCCGAGCAACAAGCAGAGACGGAGAUUGCCGUGCCGGAUAGCCCCGUGCAGAGCUCCGCAAGAGCACCUGACUACACCACUUCAGAGAAGGCAGCUCGAGUGCUCGGAAUGGCUCUAUAGGAAAGGGAGAUCCAUCCAUAUUAACGAGUUCCGUGGGUUGGCUGUGCCUUAACACCCGCUUUUAUUACGGGCUCCGCACCAUGACGAGGUUGGGGCUCGGGUACCAAGGAUCUAGAACAUGAAAUUUCUCGGCAAGACGAAGCGAGGGAAGAGAGUAUAGACAAAAAACAAAAAAAAAAACAACCUAACGAUAGAAUGGCUUCACGGCGGCAAGGUGUAGCAAGGCGUUUUUCUUUGCGGUCAUGGUCGUAGUUGUUUUCCGACAUGAACGAAGCAAAAAGUGGGAGAAGAAGAUAUAGAUGACGAGUCGUCCUUUUGACGCGCGUGUAGCAUAACAUGAGCAUCGCGAGUUGGACCACCCUCAACCUCCCCAUACCCCCCCCCCCCCACCAUUAAUGGACUUUAUAGACUUGA